AUGGAGCACCAGACACAGCAGCCCGAGCAUGGAUCGCCGCUUGUGAGACGGUACAACGUGGAACGAUCAUGUAUCCGAUGCCACGAACGAAAGGUUCGAUGCAGUAAGACGGUUCCAUGCUCUGCAUGCCUCCGAGCUAAGCUUUCAUGUCAUUAUCCGGGUCCAGAGCGAACAAAGCGUCGCUCACGGAGGCAUGCCACUGCAGACCCCAACUUGACGCCUCGGUUAGAGAGACUAGAACGACUGAUAGCCAAAAUCCCCAAGCAAAGUUCUCAGAGUACAGACUACGACCAUGAUAUCAUCUCUGGGUCAAAAUCUGUGUCCGGACCUUCCUCCAGGCCUAGGCUGGAUGCAUCCCCAAAAGCGAGUCCCCAGGAGGGGCUUUUACUGAAAGACGGUGCUUCCACUCGGUAUAUAAAUGAGAUGUUAUUUUCAAGUGUCUUGGAAAAAGAAAGCGAACUCCAGUCGGCCAUCGACACACCUAGUGGUACUACUCCCGAGAGCAGAUCGACCAUAAUGGGAUUCGAUGGCUUGAUUUCAAACCCACUGCAGUCGGCACAUGAUGUCUCGUCUUUCUUACCCUCUCGUCGGCAAGCAAUGCUGUUAUGGCAGUCUUACCGGAAUAAUGUCGACCCUCUCAUAAAGGUUCUUCACAUCCCAACGCUAGAACCAGUCAUCUUUGCUGCCAUAAAUGAUAUCAAACAUGCCCCUCCAGACGUAACUGCACUUUUAUUCUCUAUCUACUUUGCAGCUGUGACGAGCCUAGGUUCCCCUGAGACACACAUCAUUGUCGGCCAUGAUCGACAAUCAGCGCUCCAAACAUACCAGAGGGGUCUGGAAGUAUCCCUGCACAUGGCAUCAUUCCUGGAUUUACCUACGAUAAGAUCUCUACAAGCGAUGUCUAUAUACCAGACGUGUCGCCGAAACAUUAGUGGUGGUCGCUCUGGCUGGACUCUGAACGGGCUUCUAAUCAGGGCAGCACAAUCAAUCGGCCUUCAUCGCGAUGGAGAGCAUUUCAAGCUAUCUCCGUUUGAAUGUGAAAUGCGCCGUCGGCUAUGGUGGCAGAUCAUCAGUACUGACGCUCGAGUUGCAGAAGACCAUGGGAUCUUGACCGGAGGGCUUGACAGCUUCUCUGAUACGAAACUCCCAGCCAACGUGGAUGAUAGUGACUUAUAUCCAGACAUGGAAACUGCACCAGUAUCAAAAGCAAAGUGGACGGAGAUGACGAAGUUUCUCGUAACAGCUGAGAUGAACAAAGCCAUUGGGCAGAUCUCUAGACUGUCUGCAGUGGGGCUCAAUAACAGUGACAGAGCGACCAGCCUGGAACAGAUUCUGGAUGAGGUGAAAACAAGCAUAGAAAGCAAAUAUCUGCAGUACUGCGACCCAAACAUCCCUAUACAGAGAUCGGCGAUACUAUUAGCCCGUGUGCAGAUUGGAAAAGUCGAAGUCUUCAUCCGCCGGCAAAAACUGAAAGGCCUCAGCUGGGACGACUCUGCGGCUCAAGCUGCUUGUGAACAAACGCUUUCAUUGGCAUGCGAUACCGCGGUAGUUGGUCUAGAAAUGAAGACAGAUGAGCUCUUGAGUAACUUCUUUUGGCUCUUCUCAAGUUUCCCGCAGUAUCAUAUGCUUACCUAUAUCCUGUGGCACCUUUGUGUUCGGCCAGAAGCCCCUGGAACCGAGAGGGCAUGGGAUGUAGUGAAUAAGUCAUUUGACUCAACUGAGGCUCCAGACUGGCCAAACCAUGGCCGGAAAUGGAACGUACUUCGCAAGCUCAGGGAGAAAGCACUUGAUGUCCAUCGUUCUCUACCAGCCAAGGGCGCGCAUGAAGGUUUAACACAUCCAGACGCUCCUAACCUACACUGUGAAAAUACCGGCGAAGGUACCUUCAAUAUAGCUUUUGGAGAUGGGACUCUCUGGGACCUAGACUCCUGCUUUCCAAAUUGUGCGGUAUUCAAUUCUGUGUCUGAUAUUGAUGGUUGGAACCUGUGA
Messenger RNA from Paecilomyces variotii, 1989 nucleotides. Its product is annotated as putative C6 transcription factor. The record is from RefSeq and is a predicted model, not a curated record. NCBI's taxonomy places the organism in Eukaryota, Fungi, Ascomycota, Eurotiomycetes, Eurotiales, Thermoascaceae. Gene Ontology annotation, molecular function: zinc ion binding; DNA binding; DNA-binding transcription factor activity, RNA polymerase II-specific. The transcript has 3 exons. Gene Ontology annotation, biological process: DNA-templated transcription; regulation of DNA-templated transcription. The coding region runs from base 1 to 1989 and encodes 662 amino acids.